Messenger RNA from Ostrinia furnacalis (Asian corn borer), 515 nucleotides. RefSeq names its product UDP-N-acetylglucosamine--peptide N-acetylglucosaminyltransferase 110 kDa subunit-like. NCBI's taxonomy places the organism in Eukaryota, Metazoa, Arthropoda, Insecta, Lepidoptera, Crambidae. Gene Ontology annotation, biological process: protein O-linked glycosylation. The coding region runs from base 87 to 332 and encodes 81 amino acids. The record is from RefSeq and is a predicted model, not a curated record. The transcript has 2 exons. Gene Ontology annotation, molecular function: protein binding; protein O-acetylglucosaminyltransferase activity.
CUCAAGCGAAUGUUGCCGUGCCACAAUCUGUCACAACGCAGCCCCAACAAAUAGUCGGUGUUCCAGCGAAUGCCGUGAUCCUGAAAAUGUCGGAUAUUCAGCAAAUAUCUACAGUGGGACUAUUGGAACUGGCACAUCGUGAGUACCAAGCGGGAGAUUAUGAAAGCGCAGAACUGCAUUGCAUGCAGCUAUGGCGUCAGGAUGGCACGAACACUGGUGUUCUCCUGCUGCUGUCUUCCAUCCACUUCCAGUGUCGCCGGCUGGACAAGUCUGCGCACUUCUCCACACUGGCUAUCAAACAGAAUCCUUUACUUGCAGAAGCUUACAGGUAAAGAACCCCUUUUUAGCCUUUGUUUACCUAAUUCUUAUAUCAUGUGGUUGUACAACUUAGUUCACAAUCCUGCUAAAUACUCAGUCAUGAAAUUAUAACUUUUAUAGAAAGUGUAUCAUUUGGAGCAUUCAUAAUCUUAUCAAUCAUACUUAUCUUAAAGCCAAACAAAUCCUAUGAGAAUGAA